This is a messenger RNA of Culicoides brevitarsis, 3927 nucleotides long. It is a transcript of the gene Tlk, whose product is annotated as serine/threonine-protein kinase tousled-like 2. The record is from RefSeq and is a predicted model, not a curated record. Gene Ontology annotation, cellular component: nucleus. Gene Ontology annotation, molecular function: protein serine/threonine kinase activity; ATP binding. The coding region runs from base 318 to 3251 and encodes 977 amino acids. Lineage: Eukaryota; Metazoa; Arthropoda; Insecta; Diptera; Ceratopogonidae. The transcript is spliced from 8 exons. Gene Ontology annotation, biological process: chromosome segregation; intracellular signal transduction; peptidyl-serine phosphorylation.
CUGAAUAAGACACGUCUGGUGUUAUUUGAAAUUAAAUAUUAUAUUCUCUCUCUCUGUGUUGUACCCCGACAACUACGCCGCGUAUGUGUCAUAUACGACGUCGUACAGACAAAAACAGUCAAAUUGCCCACUGUUUUAUAAUAAUAAUAUUUAUUUUCUUUUUAAAUACAACUCAGUGAAUGUAGAGCUCUGACUCGGAAAAUAUACAUGUUGAAAAAUCUAAAUAAGUGAAAAAAAAAAUUAAAUUAAAAUAAAAUAAAAAAUUCACAAAAUCAAAUCAAUCGUUCCUAAAUGAAAAAUAAACACAGGAAAAAAAUAUGAGAAAUGAUCAACAAAGUGCACUAUUAAUGGAUUAUCUACUGACAAAGCAAGAAAUUACAGCGAAUCCAUUAGAGAAGGCAACAACUGCCAAGACAAGACGUAAAACGCAUUACAUUAAAAAGAUCCUACAAUUAAACGUGGACUACAUGAAUUCAAUGCACGACCGUACGAUUGAGCAUCUAAACGGGAUUAUGAAACGGAAAACCGACCGCUUACCAAAACUCAAAAUGUCUGCUGGAACACAACUGCAAAUGGCACCACAAACAACGUUAGUCACACAACAACAGCCGGGUGUCACUAAUCAGAAUCACUAUUCGCAGCCACAGUCAGUAGUGCAUCACCAUCAUCAAUUGCAUUUGCACGCAUCGACACCAAACCAAAACAAUUCAGGACAAGCGACGCCCCAUCAUCUGUUGAAUCCGGCGGCGGCGGCGGCGGCGACGCAUCACAACAACCAAGACUCGAACAUGAGUACGGGCUCGUCACACAGUGAUAAAGAGUUAGAGACUGUCACACCUGUCAUGCCGCCCGGCAUUACGCCCGAGAAGCUUCAGCGGGCGCCCGUGGAGCGAAAACGGAAACGAAAAGCAGCCGACGACAGCGGCGGUCCCGGCGGCGGAGUCUUGCGAGAUGGGCAUCCCACAAAGGGGGCACGUGUGUCAGUCAUGAACGACGGCAAGAAAAUCAACGACUUUUUCCCGAAACACGCCGCCAAUAGUCCGGUGCGACAACCGUCGGGCGGCGGCACCAAAAGCCCCUCGUCGCAACACGGCAACUACAUGAUGUUUCCACCUAGUCCACAGGCGAUGUCCGUGCAGGCGGCGCCUCCCUUCUUCAAGCCUAGUAAUACUUCCAACAUUGUUCCUCAGCAGGUUGCGACGCAGCUCCAAUCGCCCAUCACGCCCACAUCGGGAUCCGCACUAAAUCACCUGUCGUCCGACCAAUCGUCGCAGCAGCAGCAGCAACAGCAGCAACAGAACCAACAACAGUCACAACAAACGAAUCCCCAUUGCACGAACAAUUCCGUGUCGCUUGUCAACGUGAGCAACGAUGCGCUGCGAACCAAUGUCGUUGCCGCGAGUCAAGCCAGCCAAAAUCUCGCAAGUCCCCAAACGCCAAAUCCGGUAGUGUCGCAUGUCGCGUCUCCCAUCAUGUUGUCAAAAUCCGUGCAAACGGACAUCAGUUUGUCCGACAUGAGUGAUCGCGACACCGAUAGCGAGUCGAGCAAAAACAAGGUGGAUGAGCUCACGCGACAGUCUGACGAGCAAAAGUGUCAGAUAACGACGCACCUCAAGGUGAUCGAGCAGCAUAAGAAUCAUAUAAAUAAGUGUAUAGACGUUGUUAAGAAGUUGUUAAAGCAAAAGAGCAAUAUUGAGAAGAAGGAGGCGCGGCAAAAGUGCAUGCAGAAUCGCCUGAGACUCGGGCAAUUCGUGACGCAACGCGUUGGCGCCACUUUCCAGGAGAAUUGGACUGACGGAUACGCAUUUCAGGAAUUAGCAAAACGUCAGGAGGAAAUAACUGCCGAACGCGAAGAAAUUGACAGACAGAAGAAGCUGCUCAUGAAGAAACGGCCUACGAAUCAGGAAGGUGGCAGAAAACGCAGCGGCUCUGCCUCCACGAAUGCCAAUGCCAGUACUUCCGGCGGCAAUUUGCACAACGGGAGUGACGCGACGUUCCUCAAACCAGAUCCUGUAUCAAAUACUUCAACAUUUACUCUGCAAGAGUAUUACGAAUGUGAUGAAAUCCUCAAAUUGCGGCAGAAUGCGCUGAAAAAGGAGGAUGCCGAUUUGCAAUUAGAAAUGGAAAAGCUUGAACGUGAACGAAAUCUUCACAUCAGAGAAUUAAAACGGAUCCACAAUGAGGAUCAGUCCCGUUUCAACAACCACCCUGUGUUAAAUGAGCGAUAUUUACUGCUAAUGUUGCUGGGCAAAGGAGGCUUUUCAGAAGUUCACAAGGCAUUCGACCUCAAAGAGCAACGAUAUGUCGCGUGUAAGGUGCAUCAACUAAAUAAAGACUGGAAAGAAGACAAAAAGGCGAAUUAUAUAAAACAUGCUCUUCGAGAAUACAACAUUCACAAGGCGCUCGAUCAUCCCCGUGUCGUGAAAUUGUACGACGUUUUUGAGAUAGACGCGAAUUCUUUUUGUACAGUGUUAGAAUAUUGUGAUGGACAUGAUUUAGAUUUCUAUUUGAAGCAACACAAAACGAUUCCCGAAAAGGAAGCACGAGCGAUCAUCAUGCAGGUUGUUUCAGCUCUCAAGUACCUUAAUGAGAUAAAGCCUCCGAUCAUUCACUACGACCUCAAGCCCGGCAACAUCCUACUGACGGAGGGCAAUGUCUGUGGCGAGAUCAAAAUCACGGAUUUCGGUCUGUCGAAAGUGAUGGACGAGGAAAAUUACAAUCCGGAUCACGGCAUGGACUUAACGUCACAAGGUGCUGGAACGUAUUGGUAUUUGCCGCCAGAAUGUUUUGUAGUUGGUAAGAAUCCACCAAAAAUAUCAUCGAAAGUUGACGUCUGGAGUGUCGGUGUCAUCUUUUAUCAAUGUCUUUAUGGCAAGAAGCCAUUUGGGCAUAACCAAUCACAAGCCACUAUUUUAGAAGAAAAUACAAUUUUGAAGGCGACUGAAGUGCAGUUUGCGAACAAGCCAACUGUCUCGAAUGAAGCAAAGAGUUUCAUCCGCGGUUGCUUGGCAUACCGCAAGGAAGACCGCAUGGAUGUCUUUGCGCUGUCACGCCACGAAUACAUUCAACCACCGUUACCGAAGCACGGACGGCAAUCCAAUCAGCAAGCGCAGCAACAAAGUCAGUCGGCAAGCGGCAGCAGCGCCAACCAAUCGGGCAGUACAAGUAGCGGCAUCCAAAGCGGAAGUGCUCAACAAACCUCAUUCUCGACCGGCAUGUUUGGUACCAUGAACCAAUCGAGUUCGUCUUAGCUGUCGCACUCCAAGCGAAACAGCAGCAACAGUAUGUAGAUCAAGAAUUUUCACACACAAAAAAUGAUGAAAAAAGCUCAAUUUCGUGAUAAAUCCGCGCGCGCGCCGCUUAUUAGUCAAAAAACAAAAAAAAAAGUAGUUAGAAUUUGUACUACGCUCUUUAUCUACAUACUGUCUUCGUUACAUACCAGUAUCAUCGUCAUCAUCGUUAAGAGAUGCAUGCAAUUUUUUAUUUCUUCUACUAAUUUAGUCAAAUGUUGAGUCUCGACACUGUCGAUUGACGACGAAUGAUUUGCAUUUGACUAAAUCCAGAACGACAAACAUUUUCAGACAAAUGCAUAGGAACGCCGAGAACGAGAAAAAAGACAAAAUUUUGAGAGAAAAACAUAUACUUACAAUCCUAUAUGAAAGAAAAAAAAACGUUAGAGAAUCAGUGAUAUGCUAAAGAAAAAUACACAAAUCAGUCAAAUAGUUCCACGACUGAACUGUUACUUCCUUUUUAAUUUUUUGUAUAAGCAUGUAAAUUGAAGGCAUGUUAAAAAAAACACACAAUGAACGUUCACAUGAAAUUUAAAUAAAUGCUUCGUAAAAUAACUUCGUGUAAAUAUUACUACAAUAUUAUUAUUAUGUUUAUAAAUGAGAAAAGAAAAAUUAAAAUUACAACAACAACAAAAAG